AGAUCUUGUCCGCUUCCGCGUUUUCCUUCCGUUGGGGAUCAACCUUCUGAGGGGUUGACGGGUGUUUAAUCGUUAGGGUGAUCCAGUGGAUCUCUUGCGUUCUCAAAUCCCUCAUACAAGUUCUUUUAUUUUCAAAAUGGCACUCUACGACCGGAACUUAACCCGUUUCCCGCAUCCAUCCCCUCACCUAUCUCUCCUUGCCAAGAACCCGUCUCUCCGUUUUCUCCCCGACACAGAUCUAUGGUGGCCUAGUUACAGUUUCCGGCAAGAGACGGGGUUGUUUAUUGGAGAGGACUUUUUUUAUGGGAGUGGCAAGUUCCAGGUACGGUAUUUUGUACCGAAAGGAUGCGUGUUGAUGAAGCCGGAUGAGACCGAGGAUGCCAAUAUGGAGAUCUUGGAGAUGAAUGUCAAAUUUUUGCCUGCGGAUUGGAAGCGCAAUGUGUUGGAUGCGUAUGUCGCGGCUGGACAUUUACGGUUUAUGGUCGGUUGCUUGCAUUUCACGGCGGAAGUGGAGGGUCCCCCUGCGUUCGUGCAUGGCGGAGCAACGUUCACGGCGUUUGAUCAACUGUUGGGCGUAUUGGUCCAUUACUACAAUCUGUACAUUCCGCACAUGACAUUGACGCUGACGAUCGAUUAUAAACGCCCAAUGCCGCUGUCUGGAACGCAGUACUACAAGAUAUGGAUUGAAAAAAUUGAGGGGAAAAAGGUGUUUGUUGAGGGAUAUAUAUUCGAUAUGGACCUGUUGGAGAAUGAGACAGAGUUGGAUGUUGCAACGGCGGAUUUUGAGAAAGUAAAUGUGCCCCCUGCUUUGCGUCGAGCUGAAAUUAGGGGGAUUUUCUUUCGGAUUGGAGAGUCGAAUGGGAAAGAUGGGUUGGCGUACUUGGAGGAGGAGAAAGGGCGAACCGCAAGGCCAAAAUUAUGAAAACAGACAACCUUUUCUCGGCGUAAGAUGCUUGCUGACUUAUGUAGAGCUUUUUUAGGAAACUUCUUAUUAGAUGAUAUUGAAGAAUAUACGAUAUGUCUAACUAAUGAGUAGGAAAUACUAAUAUCCUGUCCGGU
Messenger RNA from Spizellomyces punctatus DAOM BR117, 1059 nucleotides. RefSeq lists its product as uncharacterized. Bases 137 to 922 code for a protein of 261 amino acids. NCBI's taxonomy places the organism in Eukaryota, Fungi, Chytridiomycota, Chytridiomycetes, Spizellomycetales, Spizellomycetaceae. The transcript has a single exon. The record is from RefSeq and is a predicted model, not a curated record.